Molecule: messenger RNA, 552 nt
Organism: Prunus armeniaca (apricot)
Lineage: Eukaryota; Viridiplantae; Streptophyta; Magnoliopsida; Rosales; Rosaceae
Source: the annotation of a GenBank genome assembly
AUGGGCAAAAAGGUCAAAUGGAGCUGGACCUCAGCAAUUAUCGGAGCGGCGUCGGCUUUAGCGACGACAGCGCUGUUGUCGUCGAAGCCCAAGGACCCAACCUUCCACCUCAUCUCCGUCAAUCUCACCUCCUUCAAGCUCAACCUCCCAGUUCUCGACACCGACGUCAUCCUCAACGUCCACGUCACCAACCCCAACAUCACAGCCGUCCACUACUCCUCCACCUCCAUGUCCAUCUUCUACAACGGCUCGCUUCUCGGCUCGGCCGAAGUUCAAGCCGGCUCUCAGCCGCCCAAGUCAUGCCAGCUGCUCCGCCUGCCUGCGCGGCUCGACGGGCUCCAGCUGGCCCACCACGCCGCUACCUUUGUUGCUGACGUGGCGAAGCGGGAGAUGGUGCUCGACGCGGCUGUGGAUAUUGCUGGGGCGGCGAGGAUUUUGUGGUGGGAUCACAAGUUUAAGGUUCACGUGGAUAGUCGCGUGACCGUUGAUCCAGUUUUUCUUGACGUCAUUGAUCAGGAAAAUAAGUUGGAGAUGGAGAUUUUUCUUGCUUGA